AUGGUGGUGACUGACGCUGAGUAUGGUCGAGCGAUGAACCUUCUGAGGGGAUGGGAUGUUGUCGAAGAAAGUCCCUUGUUAAUGGGUCUCGGCGACUCUUUAAGUCCUAAAGAGGAUCUCAUCAAACAGUUAUGGAGUGGAAAAGGAGACUUCCAGAAAAUUCGUAGACGGCUUCUUGCACCUCCAGAGGAACGGGAUGAAAUGUUGCGUGAGGAACUGGAGCAACUCAAGCAGAAAAAGCUGACGGAUAAGUCGGACACAUAA
Cooperia oncophora is the source of this 264-nucleotide messenger RNA. The record is from the annotation of a GenBank genome assembly. Lineage: Eukaryota; Metazoa; Nematoda; Chromadorea; Rhabditida; Trichostrongylidae.